AUGCAGUGGAAUCAUAUAAUACUAUGGACUUGCUCAGUACCCAUCAUUCACGUAUCAGAGUUUUUUUUUUUGCAACCCUCCUUGAAUAGUAAUAUCUAUCCGUGCGUCUAGUGGAAAUGAAUGACAGUGCUCUCAAGUGCAAUCCUUCUCAUCAAUCUUGCGACAUGGAAAAGCAGCAGUUCUCAGACCUUGAAAAGGUCGACGCACUGAUUCCAGAAUCGGAAGAGGAAGAGAUAUUGGGUCCCAACGAAGUCGCUCUCGAACUGCUUAUCAUCGUCCUUAACUGGACUCUGUUCUCAGCAGUGAUCACGGGUUUAGUCUGGUUCAAUGCGUCACCACUGGAUUCCCCUCAGGCUGUUAACGUUGAUGUCCCUGCGCACGAAUCUCACACGCCUUCGCUGCGUUAUACGCUCUCACACGGACUCUUCUGUAUCGGAGCCUCACUGAGUUUCUGCGUCGUAAUCCUCAUAUCUGUGGGCAAGAUCCUCAUGCGCCAGCACACGCUCACCCUGAGGCACCCGCCUUUUGGCCCUCGUUGCCUGCCCAGGCACAAGGUUGAACGCCUACGCGCAAUACCGGCAUCCAUGCCCGCGUGGUUCAUGAAGCUCUUAAACUCACUGCAGUUUAUCUUUCCACUCAUUCAGUUCGUGGUUACCAUGGUACUACUCGUCAUCGUCUGGUUCUUUUAGUAUCCUACCCUUUCAAGGUCCCUUGCCGGUUGUUCUUCCGCUAUCUCAAUCUGAGAACGAUCAUUCCCUUCUUCUGGCUUUUUGAAAUGUAUGUUUACCAACGUUGUUCUUCACUUCGAGAUUAAAUGAAGCUGGGUCUCGAGUGAUGGUCUUCCCCGUUACGGUCAUGUUUUGUUUCCUUUCAUUGUAGCAAGUAUAUGUUUGAACUUUGAAUUAUGAAUGACGAUAAAAUCAAAUCAAAUACUAUGACUUCGUUUGGAACUUCAGAUAGAUAGGCUUCCAUGAUUGUAGGGGAAUAUCCAAGAGCAGCAUCGCAAAUAUAAGCCCAGCGUUAAAUGAGAUCUCC
Suillus bovinus is the source of this 1035-nucleotide messenger RNA. RefSeq lists its product as uncharacterized. The transcript is spliced from 3 exons. The record is from RefSeq and is a predicted model, not a curated record. NCBI's taxonomy places the organism in Eukaryota, Fungi, Basidiomycota, Agaricomycetes, Boletales, Suillaceae. The coding region runs from base 117 to 689 and encodes 190 amino acids.